GCAGCGUCGUCCAAUGGGGGCUGGGAGUGGGCGGGGCGGGACGGCGUUCGGGAGAGCAGAGAGGGGAACGCUUGAGGGAGCCGGCCGGACCGCUGUGGGCGCGGGGGCUCGUUCGAGGGCGGCACGAAAAUGCACUCGGAUGCCGCCGCUGUCAAUUUUCAGCUGAACUCCCAUCUAUCAACAUUGGCAAAUAUUCACAAGAUUUACCACACUCUUAAUAGGCUGAAUUUGACAGAAGACGCUGGUCAAGACGAUCGCCAAACAGGAAGUCUCAGGUCUUGCAGUUCUUCAGACUGCUUUAGCAAAGUGAUGCCUCCAAGGAAAAAGAGGCGACCUGCAGCUGGAGAUGACUUAUCAGCUAAAAAGAGUAGACAUGAUGGUAUGUACAGGAAAUAUGAUUCUGCAAGAAUAAAGACAGAAGAUGACAUGUUCUUAAGCAAGAGAUGCUUAGAAUGGUUCUAUGAAUAUGCGGGAACAGAUGAUAUUGUGGGUCCUGAAGGAAUGGAGAAAUUCUGUGAGGAUAUUGGAGUUGAACCAGAAAAUGUAGUUAUGCUUGUGUUAGCUUGGAAGCUGGAUGCUCAGAAUAUGGGUUACUUUACAUUGCAAGAAUGGUUAAAAGGAAUGACAUCUCUGCAAUGUGAUACCACAGAGAAGCUAAGAAAUUCUUUGGAUUACUUGAGAUCCUUAUUAAAUGAGCCUACAAAUUUUAAACUUAUUUACAGAUAUGCUUUUGACUUCGCCCGGGAAAAGGACCAACGAAGCCUAGAUAUAAAUACUGCCAAGUGUAUGUUAGGACUUCUCUUAGGAAAAACGUGGCCUCUUUUCCCAGUUUUUCAUCAGUUUCUAGAGCAGCAAUCUAAGUACAAGGUGAUCAACAAGGACCAAUGGUGUAAUGUUUUGGAGUUCAGCAGAACCAUUAAUCUUGACCUCAGCAAUUAUGAUGAAGAUGGCGCAUGGCCAGUGUUGUUGGAUGAAUUUGUGGAGUGGUACAAAGAAAAACAAAUGACAUAGGAAUUUUAACUAUGCACAGCCGCUCAAGAGUCUUUGUUACUACAGUUAUGUUGACCAUUAGCCAUAAACUGCUAUUUGUAUAAAAGCGCAUGCUGCUUUUCCUGCACUGUAUCCCAUUUUCAGGGACCUUUUGGUGUUUUGCUGUUUAACAGGCCAGCUCUGCUUGCUGUGUAGCAUUGUUCUCUUUGAAGGCUGCUUUGCAUUUUGUAUCUACACUACAGAUGGUGAACUUACCAGCAUCCUCACUGUGAUUAAUGUGUAUAUUGCUGUCUAAACUUUGUAUAUGUGUAUAAAAAAGCUUCACCUAGGAAUUAUUUCAGCAGAAAUGUAUUGUAAAAAAUAAUUUUGUGGCAUAUUUCUAGUUGCAGUCAGUAACCAUGUAAUAACUUAAUUUUUGAUUUUCACACGGUCUCAGACAUAACAUUUCAGGAAGUAAUUGUUGGGAUGGUGACCAUGUAGAGCUAUUGUCAGUUAGCAAUAGCAUUUAAGAUGCCAGUUUUUGAGAAGAGAUCUUUCAUUUUGAUUUCUUCAUAUGCAGAUGCCCAAUGUCGGGUUUGUUUAGUAGGCAAGUAUUGGCUGUUUUUUAAAGCUGAAAACUCAUUAAAAUUGUUACAGCUUCCUUGAACAGAAUUGUACAUGCUACAGUGACUUCCAUUUGAUGAUCAUGCUGACUUCCUAAUACUCUGUAGGUACAGGCGAUCAAAUUAAAACCCAUUAAAAGGGGCUUUAGACUUUUAAAUUGGCAUAUUCCUUUAUUUCGGUUUUGUUUUGUUCCUAAACUGUUUUGGUUGAUGACGGCAACCCCUUGUAAAAUUAAAAAGGCUUAUGAACGGAUUACCUGGUAUUGAAUCUCUUUCUAAAUUAUACCCUGGGGCUUUACAUGUGAAUCCAAAUAAUGCUACUGGCUUCUUAUACACCAGAAAUUGGAUUUCCUUCUAGAUGCCUGUUGCAGGCAAUAGGCAAAGUAAUCACCAGCAUUGUCACUCAAGUGGGACCACUUUUCUUAGCUAUUUGCACAGGAAAGUUUAAGCCAUUCUACCUUGGUGAAACUGGAUAGUUGGGACAAGACAUAUGUCUCAUUGUAUUGUCUUUGCCUCAGCCUUUAUAUAAAUUUCAAUAAUGAUUUAGACAAAAGUCUGCUACAUUGAUAGCAAACAUCAUGGAAAUAUCUACGAAAUGCAGGGGUGUAUGUUUAGUGGACAGUGUCUUAGCUGUAGUGUUUGCAAUAAAAAAAACAUUAACAGGCUUUUUUGUUCUCACAGAAAACUAAAAAUUGGUUAAAUCUUAGUUCUAAAAUCUCACCGUUCAACAGAAAUAGGUGAUCAAUACACAUCCCUUGUUCUACAUUUUUGAGUUACUGAAGUGACUGGCGGGGCAUGUAUAGUGUCAGCCUCUUUAUUAUUGAACACUUCUAAACAAUCAAAGUUUCAUAGAAGAGGGGACUGGGCAUUCAGGAUGCCCAUGUACAAUGUAAUUCUACAUUGAAAAGAGAAGAGAGCUGUGGACGCUUCUCUCAUCAUGAAUAUGCUUCCUCUCACCUUCAGAAGUCGUCUUGGCAGGAUAGUUAUGCAGGCUUGUGCCGGAGUAGUGAGAAUGAAAGAUAAUGGCUAGAGUCCUAUUAAUGUACUACGUUCGCAUAGGCAGUGUUGGUAGGAAGAAUGAAAAGCCACAGGAAUGGUGAUUGUGAAGGCAAUGGAGAAUUUAGGUGCUGGGAGUUAAUAGAUUUUGUCUGCCUUCUCUUUCCUUUGCCAUGUUCUCUUGGGGGGCAGGAUGAAAUCACCAAUAUAGGGCUCCAACUGGAUUCUCUCAGAUGCUCAUAGCUUGCUUCAUCCAAGCUGUGGUAGUUAUAGCUGAGUUCAAAUUUCAGUAGCUAUCUGCAGAAAAUUUCUUGGUAUUUUAUGCAUAAAGAAUUGCAUCUUACUCAUACAAUUCUAUUCUACCUAUUCAGCUUGUUAUGUGCAAGCAAAUAAAAAUAAUAGGUGGUAGUUGCUUGGUAAAUAAAAUGUAACAUUUACCUACAGGUAUGACAUUUCCCCAAGGCAGUUUGCAGUAUCAAAUCAUUUAUUCUUUUUAAGGCCUUCUACAUUAAUUUCAAUAUGUGUAGCCAGAAAUGAAAAGUUGUGAAAGUCCAAAAGGUGGAAAAAACAGGAUUUACUAUAAAUUGUCUUGCUUAAAGGUUAAAAAGUUUCCAAAGCAAUCAGGACUUCAUGAGACUUAAUCUAAAAGUAAAAACAAGCAAGAUCAACAAAAUUGUGACUUGCUAUCUAGUUUUGGGGGCUGAUUUUUAACCUGUUUGGGUGUGAAUAUUAUUUGGGUAUGAAUACUACAGGUAUUUGAAUUUUAUAGUAUUGAAAUAUCUCAUAAACUUGUGAAAUAAAUACACAGUAACAAUUUUCUGACUUUAAAAAUUGAAGCAAAAAUAGGGAAUUAGUUGAAUUCUGGUCAUAGAUAUUACAGGUAAAUCAUGUAUGUGCAUGGUGAGCUGCGGUGGUGCAGUGUGUUAAACCCUUGUGCCAGCUGAACUGCUGACCUGAAGACCUGAAGGUCGGCGGUUUGACUCUGCGUGACAGAGUGAGAUCCCGUCUGUCAGCCCCAGCUUCCCUUGCGGGGACAUGAGAGAAACUUCCCAUAUGAUGGUAACACAUCCGGGCAUCCCCUGGGCAACGUCUUUGUAGAUGGCCAGUUCUCUCAUACCAGAAGCGACUUGCAGUAUAUUCUCAAUUCGCUUCUGACACAAUAAAAAUAUAUGGGCAUCACUUAAAAUUGUUAAAAGGUAGUAAGUUGUGAUAAAAGUCAUCACCUAGAAUUCAGGGUGCAUCUACAAAGUUCUGUCUCUUCCAAUGUCUCAGAACAAAUCCUUGCCUUUUCAUGAAAUGCUUUAUAGGGUUCUGUCAUAUGCAGGAUUUUAUAGCUGGAUCCUCUAGCAGUUCAACAAGAAACGUGUGUAUUUUGCUACUAAUAACCAAGCAGAAAGAACUGAAUUUUGCAGUGAAAUGCAGGCUUUCUAACACUAGUGCAUUUUAGGAUUCAGAAUUGUAUCAGGAUACAAAAUUUGUUAUUAUACACAGGUUUAAGAAUUGUAUAAUUUCUGUGUUCUUUAUACUCUAGAAUUUGGCCCAUAUAUUAUGAAUAGAAUAUUUACCAGAUUUUUACUUUUUUUAUUUGCUCAAAAUGUCAUGUACCCUAAAGGUGUUGGCAUCACUACUCAGUUUUUGGUUGAAGGAAAAUGUGUUUCAUUGGAACAGAUGUGCUCCUCCCUUUUACAUUCAGUAUUUUCUGUGUAAAUGGCAAAUUUUUGUCACACCUAUUCAUGUCUCAUUACAAACGUAAACCUUUGGAUAUUCUUUAAAUAGUGCUUUUCCAGGUGUUUGUACAAUAAAUUGUUUAAUGCAGAAUGUCUGCAUUUUCUCCAAAUGUUGCAGCAAGAUUUGUGUGCAUUAUUUCAAUGUAACAGAAUGGCUAAUGUAAUUAUUUUUCUUCCCGAUGAUCUAGUGUACAAACUAAUUUCUGAGUGGUAAACUGGUCUUUGGGGAAAUCAGACUCUAGAUACUGUCAGAAAGCUUCUUUUAUAAUACCAAAGAUAGAUGGAUGUAUUUUACUGGCAUGCUUGACUUUCAGAAUCAAAAACUGAAUUCUUGGGCAAUACAGUACCACCUAUCAGUAGGGCUUACUUUCUUGCCAAAUAGAUUGAAAUGUUAUGCAGAAGACAGAAACCUGGUCCUUAAUUUGGUGUUGAUUUCUGUAAUGUCAGUCAGUUCUUUUUGUCAUUAAGGGCACCAAAACUAUCCAAUCUAUAUAUUUUAAAAACAGACAAUAGGAGAAAUGCACCCUAAAAUGUGACUAAAUCUUUUUUUAUUCACCCACUCGUUUCUCAAGGAGAUACCUUGCAAGAUUCCUUUUGUUGCAUAGCCAGUUCAUAAUUUUAAGUAACUGUGUGCCUGCAGUUAUUUUCCCCCUUACUUUUGGACUACUUGUCAAGUUUUCAUGGUCCCCCUUUAGAAGUAGUGGAAUAUAAUAGAACCUGUUCCCAGUCAAGAAUAUAGCAGUGUUUAAAUCCUCAGCAGCUGACUUGUAAGGAUUUGCUUUGUGCCUAGACUAAUUACAACUGCAAAAUACCUCUCAGAAGCCAUAGAAUCUGUCCUUCCAUAUAUUGUGUAAAUGCAAAGAACCACCAAAUUACAGUGGUAUUCAAUAAUUUGAGACAGAAGUAUGUUUUUCUAAAUUUAUUAUGUGACACUUUUGGCAGAAAGAGCAGUUCAUUGACAUCAACUGCUUUUUGUCUUAGGGGUUCCCAUAUUGCAAACUUGAGGUCUGCUUUUCAAGUCCUGUGGCUCAAACUGACUGAAGUACUGUUAAUUCCACCUUAUCUGAGUUGGUGCACUGCAGUUUUGUGUAAAACCGAUAUUCCAUAAAUAAAAUAUUUGUGUUUUUUUUUGUUUCAGAAA
Messenger RNA from Anolis carolinensis (green anole), 5456 nucleotides. RefSeq names its product defective in cullin neddylation 1 domain containing 4 (gene dcun1d4). Gene Ontology annotation, molecular function: ubiquitin conjugating enzyme binding; cullin family protein binding; ubiquitin-like protein binding. The transcript is spliced from 11 exons. Gene Ontology annotation, cellular component: ubiquitin ligase complex. The record is from RefSeq and is a predicted model, not a curated record. Gene Ontology annotation, biological process: protein neddylation. Bases 130 to 1011 code for a protein of 293 amino acids. Lineage: Eukaryota; Metazoa; Chordata; Lepidosauria; Squamata; Anolidae.